UAGUCUUUUCUUUGAUCUCCUGUUGAGUUCGUAGGUGGUCAGAAUGGUUUGAUAACUAUCUAGCUGAAUUCCUGGGACCAGACAAAAUUUAAGUCUCCUACUCCUCCACCAUCUUGCACUUUAUAAGUGAUAAGUUGAAGCUAGAAUUUUCAGGUUGCAUAAUAUUCUGAAAUAUUUUAACAUCAUAUGGGUAAAAAUUAAACAUGUCAUUGAGCUGAUAAUUUAGUGGUAAGCUAUUUCUGGCUAACUGACAAGUUAAGGAAAUUUAAAGCUUUUUAUUCUUAAAAUAACUAAAGGAAAUGUGUAUCAAAUCACAUUAUUGGCUUUAUUAUUUUAGUGGUAUGUCUAUAGAAAAUAUUAUGGACCCAGUGUGUCAUAAAAUUACCCUCAAGAGGCCAGCAGGUAAGUCAGAAAAUUCUGCCUUUCCAUAGGUUUAUCUGCAUUUAAUUCUCCCAUACUUGUAUAAGGAUGUACUUGUACACAAAGGACAACUUACAUAAUAGGAAAUACUUGAAAAUAUGUACUAUUUGAAUAAUUGCUGCUUUCACUGACUUACUAGGAUUUUAAUUUAUGUAACAGCCGAUGUCAGGUCAGUAUUUAUUGGUGGCUAAUGUAUUCAUCUGCUAUAGAAAUGAGAUUGACAUCUUUACUGUUACUUAAAGAGAUUUUCCUAGGUCAGCAGAGGUGUUCCAAAUUAUUUGUUUAACAAAGGAUUUAUAAAUACCUAGUUUGUGCUAAGCACCAUCCUGUACUGGUCAUACAGAGAUAAAAUUCCCUCUCAGAAAGUUAAAAAUCUAGAAAGGCAGUAAGAAUAUAUGAACAAUAGAGACUUUAGCAGGGGUGCUGUGGGAGUAUAAUGACAAGUGCCAUUUCCAGUAGUGUCACUAGCCUCAUUCUUGUACAGAACUAUCAGUUAGCGUUCAGUUAGAGAAGCAGAACUACUAGGGUAGAGGUUUAUACGGGAUUUGACUUGACACUGUCGUGGGAGCUGGUUAACCAUGGCUUUCUGAGGCUGUGACCUUUGUUUCUGAUGUAGGAGCUUGAAGUCCAAGAGCAGGCAAUAAAGAAGGGAAGAUGGCUGUAAAGUGGGAGACCAGGAACAAGUAGAAAUCGCAAGCACAGAUUGAAGCCCUUGCCAUUUUUAUUACCUCGGAGUUUGAUAAUAGGACUCCUGGAAAAGCCUGGGUCCUUUUUCGCACAUACCUUGUCCAAAGGUUAGAAAAACUUGAAGGGUGAUCCAGGGAAAGGUUGGGAAGUUGCAGGCCCACCUUCCAACUGGUGAGCCACAGAUGAGCAACAACAUGUAUGAGCUACUAAAUAGUUGUUGCUUCACAUCUGCCCUCUAAAAUUGCUCAAGAAUUGAAUGCUCACUCUUAACCAAAACAUUCAGGGAAGAGAAUUCUGGAAAGUAGUUCAGCCUAACCCACUUGACACAUUAUGAACCACCACAGUAACUAGUCUAUUAAUAAAUGUUAACCUGAAUGAAUAAUACUUAAAGUAAAAAUCUAGUCCCAAGAAGUCAAUGAAUUUCCAGUAAAACGGAGAGAGCAGGAAGGUGACAGGUCAGAAAAGAAAGGCUGAGCUGGCAUUUGAAAGAGGAAGUUAGCCAAAAGAAUGAGGAGUUGGGUCCAGAAAGAAGGAGCAGCAUUUGUGAUUGAAGAAGAAGAAGAAGAAGCUAAUGUAGGAGAGUAACAUUUUUAAAAUUCAAGAAGUUACUCGAGUGAAAUACAAAUAGGAGUUAUAUUAGGGUCCUUAAAUACUGUGCUUAGCAAUUGGAUUUUGUUCUGAGGACAGGGGAGCCAGUGAAAGGUUUUAAGCAGAGGAAUGACAACUAGAUUUUUGUUUCAGAAAAGGCACUAUCAACAGUAGAGGACAGCUUGGAGAGAGGCAAAGCUAGCUCAGCUUCAGGUUCAUUCUAGCCAAAAGACAUUGGAGACCUUAACCAAAGGCCUUGUCGGUGAGGUUGGAAAGGAGGGAAUUGAGAAACACUAAAGGCAACAUUAGUGGGACUUGAGUGUGCAGAAUAUAGAAGAAGGGAACAAUCAAUGUGAGUCACAGCUUUCUUGCUUGAAAGGGAAGAGAACGGGAGGUACUGUUAUUCACUGUGACUUCAAGAAAGAGAGUAAGUCUUGGAGCCAUGAAAGACUAUCAGUGUUUCCGAAAUGAUCGAGAAUUCUGCAAAAGAAGGAAUAGCCAGUUACUGGAGGAAAAUUGGGAGAGAGCAGUGUCAAAAAUCAAGACUUUGGAGAGUUCCAUGUCAGAAGAGCCACUUUUUCGGGGAGAUUAAGAGGACUCAAAGUGCCCAUUAGAGUUAAUAGCUUGGAAGUCUCUGGCCCUUCUUAGAGUAGUUUUGUUUGAAUAGCAGGGACAAAAGAUAGAUUACAGUGGUGGUAAAGGAUUGAAAGGCAGUGAGGAAAUAGACCUACACAAAAUAAUUUCCAGAACACUACUUACCCUCACUUGUAUUGUCUACACACCUAUUAGAUACCUUAAAGACAUUUCAAAUGUAAGUUAAAAAUAGAUCUCUUAGUCUCCACCCCUAGCCUGCUCUUCACUAAGUCUUCUCCAUCUCAGAUAAUGGUACCACCCAAGUUGGUCAGCCCAAAAAACUAGGAGUCAGCCUUAGUCCCUUUCACGUUUUUUUUUUUUUUUUUAAGACUUUAUGAGAGAGAGCAAGCACAAGAGGGGUGGGGAGGCAGACUAAGCUGACUCCCCACUGAGCAGGGGGCCUGAUGAUGAUGUGGGGCUCCUAGAUCCCAGGACCCUGGGACCAUGACCUGAGCUGAAGGCAGACACUUGAUGGAAUCACCCAGGCACCCCACCCUUUCACUUUUCUGUCUAAUCCAUUAGCAAGUCUUGUUUACCUCUACUCUCAAAACUGAUUAUAAAUCUGUCCCCUCCUACUACUGCCUAAUCCAAGCUGCCAUGUUUCACUUGGGCUACUACAUUCUCUGUUGUCACACUUGCACCCCUUUUAUUAUAAAAUGUAAGUCGAAUCCUGUCACUCCCCUGCAUAAAACUUUGUAAUGCCCCAUUUAGAAUAGACUCUAAUCCUUACCAUUAUUCAUAAGGUACUAUAUGAUCUGGUCCCCAGCAAUUUCUCUGACCUCAUCUACCACUCUCCCUAUUCAUUCUGCUUUGGCCACCUGUCCUUUGCUGUUCCUCACACGUCUAAACUUUUCCAGUUUGCAGACUUUGCACAAAUUCAGAGCUUCCCAGACAGGUUGCCACAGAUGGCAAAUAUGCCAGGAGAUACUACUCCUUAAUAUGUGGGGCAGCCAGGCUGAUCCCCGGGCCAAUGAUUUCAGGCUGAGAACAGUUUCAUCUGGGGCUCCUCAUCAGGCCACUUGGUCUGAGCAGAUUCUGAGAACAGGCUCCACAGUCCCCAGAACCAGAGAACCAGAUGACUGAUGUCCUGCACUCAGCGACACUGAAACAUUGCCAAGAGAGAGUGCUCUGCCACCCGGACAUAAACAAUAGUGGCUGGUUGUAGAGCACAUGCUGCUUCUGUUGGGCAAGGGGCCAUGGAUGUGCUGGAGGAAUUUGUUUACCUGUGCCCAAGGAGUAUGGUGUCAACCCAAAGUGAAGCCAGCCAACAGCCAGAAGAGAUGAUAAGCCGAGCAGGGGUCCUAGAGGCAAAACUCCAGACCCCAGCUCCAAAUCUCUACCUUUAAAUUAUCAGAAAUGGGGCGCCUGGGUGGCUCAGAUGGUUAAGCGUCUGCCUUCGCCUCAGGUCAUGAUCCCAGAGUCCUGGGAUCGAGUCCCGCAUCGGGCUCCCUGCUCCUUGGGAGCCUGCUUCUCCCUCUGCCUCUCUCUCUCUCUCUCUGUCUCUCAUGAAUAAAUAAAUAAAAUCUUUAAAAAAUAAUAAUAAUAAAAAAUAAAAAUAAAUAAAUUAUCAGAAAUGUAUUUCUAUGUGGUAGAUGUGGUUUGGGACCUACCAACAGGCUGCGUGGUGAUUGGCUGUGCAGUCUGCAGAUUAGAGUAUCAUGAUUGUUUUUUAAGUACAUGAUAUGAAAAAGUCUAAUUGAAUUUGAAGUAUUUUUGUAUUAGCAAAAGAAAUAGAUUACAAUGUCAAUGAAAAAAGGGAAAUGUUAGAGUCUUGUUAUAAAAGUUUUAUAGUGAGCAUAAAAAAAUUUAUAAUGAUGAUAAUUACUAAUCUGAAGACCAUUCCAGUCAAGUCAGUCACCCUAAGUCAGUGGCUGUUCUUAACAUCCUUCAUGGUGAGAUAACCAGAAAUGUUUCCUGAUGUGAUUAAAUAUAAAGUAGACAGUAUCACCUAUGAUGUAAUCUAGCCAAAAAUAAUUAACUUGAAUCUAUCAAGGCUUAAGAUGUAAAUUCCAGUUUCCAGGAACUGCAGGAGAUAGAGGAACAAGAUAAAUGACAGUAAAGGAAGUAAUUAAGGAUUAUGUUUCUCCAUGUAUUAGGUGUUAAGUGUUUUCCAUUAAAAUUUUUUUAUGUUCUCUGUUAAGGUCUGGUACCUCUUUUAUAUAACAUUUAUUCUAAAACUCUCUAUUCUUUAUUAGUAUUAAAAAAUGUACCUUAAAAAAAAAUAAAAAAAUAAAAAAUGUACCUUAAAUUUUGUUUGUUGUUAAGAAAUAAAAUUAAGAUGUAGAUUCCUGGAACUUUGUUAUUGGGGUUAAAAUGCAAUUGAAAUGCAAAAUCUUGUAACAUCUGCUUCCAGUAAUGAUAGACUAGGUAAUUCAGACCAGCUGUCUGACUGAAGAAAUUGUUAACAUUUGGGUGAGAUAUAAAACAUAUCUUAAGAAUACUAAAGCACCUUGAAGAGGUAAUGAGAAAUCAUCAGGCCAAGAACUGAGAGACAGUGGAAAUUCAGAGAGGUGAGUUUAGGACUUGGGCCCACUUAAGCCCUGGGAGCAUUUGCCAGCCUGAAAGAGAUAGCUAAGAGACUAAGCUAUUCUUUUGGUGACCUCACAGGACUAGAGGAGUGAAAGAUGGAGUUCAGGACCCAUUGAGGAGGGAGACGCAAGUAAACAUCACCAUUGCCUACCACCAACACACACAGACUCAGCUUUUGGUGCAGACUUAAAAAACCAGCCCUUCCAUGGCCAGCGCCCUGCUGUGAGCGAACGACUCCAUGAACACUCAGCCCUGAACUUGGAUUAAGGCUUUCAAAGAGGAACAUUUUUUAUUCUCGGGAAGACAGCAUGGGAGGACAGCAUUCCAAACCUGAACCCAACAAUGACAGACAAAGUGCCAGCACAGCGGCCCCGACAAUUGCCUCUGCCCCCCGCUUCCUGGAACACACCAACAUACAGCAUUUGGUCUUAGCCUUUUUCGCGGGGGUCCUACUGACGCUGCUGCUGCUGGUCCUUAUCUUCCUCAUCAGAAAGAGCUACAGGAAAUGUCACUCCAGUCCCUGGGCCCUGAAUCCUCCCUUAGACCCUCACUCCAGCCGAGAUCCUCCGGCCAAGCUUUCAUCCCCGGAGGAAGCACUUACCUAUGCGAGCGUAGCUUUCAAAAUCUCAGAAGAAAAGAGUGAUCCCCUGACCAAGAAACAUUCUGCACCCUUGAACCCAGUUGUAUAUGCUCCAAUCAAAGUGACAGACUCUCCCUGCCUUUCCAAUGAGGCUUGAUGCCAGUCCCUCUUAUUCUCGGUUCCAUCUUUAUAUAUCACUUACCCUUAGGACAAAUUCUGGACCACAGCGUGGCCAAACUAGAGUUGGAGCUGUUUGGGUGGGAUCUGGAAAUGUUAGCCAGCAAUUGUGAAGACCGAGGGGGAGUCCUUCUCUUGGCCUGAGAAGAGACUGCCUGCCCUCCUGCUUGGACGGACAGCCUGCUAGCCCUUUGAGGGCUGAGACAGCCUCCCUGGUCCCCUUCCAAAGUGUGUGGUACAGAGCCCAGCACACAGAGUGUUCAGUCAGUGCCACUGACCAACUUGGGAGAAGUCAGCCAAAUGGGCAAGUUAGCAAGAUUUACAAAUAAAAGCAACCCCUCUUACAAUGCUGGCUCCUCCCGCAUCAUUUACUUGUCUGGUCCUGUCACACCCAGAGAUCCAGAACUCCCCACAGCCAGAAGCCUAACAGAGGUGAUGGUACUCCAGAACAAGCUCAGGAUUGAUGGGGGCCCAAGUUGCAAGCUUGGCGCCAACUAGCUGCGGUCUUUUGGUAAGUGUAACUGCUUCCUCAUGAAAACAGAACUAAUAACAUUUACCCCUUAGUGUGAGAAUAAGUGAGAUGUCAUCUCCUGAGGUACUUUGUACAUCCCAAGAGUUUUAUA
Mirounga angustirostris (Northern elephant seal) is the source of this 6237-nucleotide messenger RNA. It is a transcript of the gene CUNH1orf162, whose product is annotated as chromosome unknown C1orf162 homolog. Bases 5166 to 5594 code for a protein of 142 amino acids. The record is from RefSeq and is a predicted model, not a curated record. The transcript has 6 exons. NCBI's taxonomy places the organism in Eukaryota, Metazoa, Chordata, Mammalia, Carnivora, Phocidae.